AUGUCCCCUCGACGGUCCUCUAGGGCGCGUUCAGCUGCUCAUCACGGCAAUUCGCACACAUCGGCUUCGUCUCACUCAUCCUCAUCGUCUACCCGUCGAGCCCGUAACAAGUCUCGCUACGGCGGUGACUCGCACAGUAUCACCCGAGCGGACUCGUAUGACGAAGUAGACGAGCCAGUAGACGAAGACAUGGAAGACAAUUACUCUGGGAACGAAGAAGAGGAAGGCGAGACGCGGUGUAUUUGCGGCUUCAAAGAGUACCAAGGCGGCUCUGACGAUAGCCACACUGACCUCACCGAUGGACUCUUCAUCCAGUGUGACCAGUGUCAUGUCUGGCAGCAUGGUCUGUGUGUCGGGAUCAGGGAUAAGGCUCUAGCCCCCGAAAACUACUUUUGCGAGCAAUGCAAGCCAGAUAACCACGUUUUGUAUGAGAAGAAGGGAGGACGACAGUACUCCACCUACAUUGGGUUCGGCCCGGAACGCGUAGACCCUAAUAAGGACCACCAUACGAAACGACGGUCCACUAUGAACUCCCGCGAUGCAGCCUACGACGAACAGAUGUUCCACCAGGCCCUUGAGCAAAGCAAACAACAAGACGAAAGGAAAAGCACUGGUCCCAGGAGUCGAAAGCGUGGUACCAGUGAGACUUCUGACGAACAUUCUACGAAACGACAAAGAACGUCAGAUUCCCCCGAGAAGAAGGAACCGACUCCAGUCCACGAUGAUACGGCCGAUAAACCCGCCCCCGGUAGUAGGAAAUCUCGCAAUGGAAGAGCAUCCGCACCCACCUCAGCUCCGCCCACCGCAACGCAGUCAAGCUCCAACAAGAGGGCUACUGGGAAAAGCAGAGGGGAAAGGGAUAAUCGCCGAGAUGGUACUGCUACACCCACCAAAGUCACUCUGGUAACUCAUGCUGACAUCAUCACAGAGUCAGAGCAAUCAGAAGAGACUCCCAGGCCGACCAGAAAUACCGUAGCAUCUGCCAAAACGGAAGAACACAUUCCUACAAUCUCUACUCCCGCUCUUGAAGUCCCAGACACCCCAUCAAUGACAAAACGUAGCGUCCGAAGCAGACGCCGGGCUGGCACACGUAAUAAUCGUACAUCCGAAGACCCUGGCGAGAGUUCCUCCCACGCAAUGGCUAGGGACGUCUCUGCACAGGGCACUGAUAGCAAUGGUGUCCACGACCGACCGGCGAAGCCCCGUCUGCCCAACUCCCGAACUACAAUUCAGGAGAUGCGAAGGCGAGUUACUGGCAUCUCGGAAUUCAUCUCUAAAACACAGGUCGACAUGGUUGGCCAAAAGCAGAGAACCACAGUCUUUGGUGCUCUUGUAUCUGCCACUUCGUCUGGCAGCCUGAACACAGACCUCUUGUUUAACCUCCUCGAUCAAAACAAGACCCCUAAUUCCAAUACCUCAGCCCCUACCCCGACAUCUGGCGUGCCUGACAAAGUCAUAGUCGUCACGGAUAAACCAGAAAGCGAGCAGUCAGUGCCGAAUACUAUGUCUAUGUCGAGCACGGAGCUCAUGGACUAUCUAAUGAAAAAAGUGAAUAAUUGGGAAUUCACCUACAACCGGGCCGAGAGAGUUCAUUGA
This is a messenger RNA of Orbilia oligospora ATCC 24927, 1596 nucleotides long. RefSeq lists its product as uncharacterized. Gene Ontology annotation, cellular component: Rpd3L-Expanded complex; Rpd3L complex. NCBI's taxonomy places the organism in Eukaryota, Fungi, Ascomycota, Orbiliomycetes, Orbiliales, Orbiliaceae. Gene Ontology annotation, biological process: negative regulation of rDNA heterochromatin formation; negative regulation of silent mating-type cassette heterochromatin formation. The transcript is spliced from 3 exons. The record is from RefSeq and is a predicted model, not a curated record. The coding region runs from base 1 to 1596 and encodes 531 amino acids.